UUUUUUUUUUUUUUUUGCGUCAGCGUCGUCGUUGCCCUUUUAGAGCUUUGCUUUAUGACGUCAUCUCCAUCAUCACGUGAUCAUAAGAUCAUAAGCGGAUUCUACAGGCAUUCAGUUCUCAGUGACGCACCGUCAGAGACAGUCGUGUUUGCUCGUUGUUCGAUAGUGUUUCAACUUAUCGUCUACGUGUUAUUUAGCAUUAUGGGAGACUCUUUUGCACACAAGAGUUACUCUUCAGCUCUGGUUAAAGAUUCAGAGACUUAUAUUAGCAUGGAACAACCGCAUUUGUCAGAGAAUCGUGGUUUAGUUUCAGCAACCAAACGAAAAGCCGUUUCAGACCCUGGACCUCCCACAAGAAGAUUUAAGGUUUCUGAUGAAGGCAAACUCUCUGCAAACAACCAGAACAUUACACAAAUUGACAAAUUCACAAAGAAAUCCAUUUCCUUUGAUGUUGAGGGAUCUGAAAAUCCAGACAAGGAAUGCAGAUAUUUGGUUCCUGAGAAAGGAUCGUCCUCUGCCAAAAGGAAAGCUGUUUUUCAUCACGAACCUCCCACAAAACGGUCUAGGGUUUCAGGUGAAGGCAGCGUCUCCAGACAUAACCUGGAUGAGACAUCCAGAGUCUCAAAGAGGUCACUCUCACCAGAUGGUGAGGGAUCUGGAAGUCCAGCAAAGAGAAUCAGACUGUCUGAUUCUGAGAGUCCCUCGCCUUCAGCCAAAGAUCAGUUUGAGGCAAAAUACGAGCAAAAAGAUCAGCUUGGAAAGGGAGGCUUUGGAUCUGUUUAUGGUGGCUACCGCAGGGCAGACAAUUUACCUGUGGCAAUCAAACAUAUACCAAAGAAAAAUGUAGUCUGGACAGAUACGGACGAGAACGGCCAGCAGCUCAGCAUUGAGGUAGCCGCCAUGCUAAAACUCCGGACAGAAUCAGCUGAUUCGGUGGGGAAGUCCGCUCCAAUUUCCCUCCUGGACUGGUACGAUUUCAACCAGGAACAAAUUCUAGUGUUGGAGAGACCAGUGCCUGCAGUGGACCUCUCACAGUUUAUUAAAAAUAACAAAGGGCCCCUACAGGAGAAUCAGGCUAAAACAAUUAUUAAACAGCUGGUUGAUGCCGUCAAACAUCUGGAGGACACCAACAUCUUCCACAGAGACAUCAAACCACGAAAUAUUCUGAUUGAAACAGGAUCAGAAAUCCCGCGACUGCGACUGAUUGACUUUGGAGUGAGUUGUUUCACCAACACAGAAUAUGAAAACGGCCGGUUCUACGGCACAGCGAAACACGUCCCUCCUGAGUUUAUUUCAGAACGCAUUUAUAAGGCAGGACCAGCAACCGUGUGGCAGGUGGGAGUUGUUCUCUAUGAAAUGCUCCACGAAAGUUUGUUUGACUCAAAAAAGUUUUUCAGUAACAAACUCAGAAUCAGGACGGACCUCUCUCCAUACUGUACGAACUUCCUAAAGAGCUGUUUCUGUAUAAACCCAUGGUGGCGUCCCACCUUAAAGCAGCUCCAGCGUGACCCUUGGCUUUGGUUAAACAGAAACUAAAGUCUUCAAAGCUCUGGACCCAAUUCAACCGGCACCAAGCUAGAUCCCUCCUAACUCAGACACCUCUCAACCCCUAACAGAGUCACCUAUCAUCUCCUACAUUUCCCUCAACCCACUGCAGGACUGAGCCCAAAAAAAGGCCCUGGCAGUGCACCAUAACUGUUUAUAUGAUAGGAUAUGCAAAGGCACACAACACACCAGAGAAUCAGCAUGUUGUGUUAGUAACCAGAAAGAGGAAAAUAAACAGCUGGAUCAAGAAAAGUCUGUCAAACCAGACCCAGAGAAGAAAGUUGAGAUGAUUUCUGCACCUCUCCCUCUGGGAGCUCCAGUUCACCCCCACCCAGGAAUAUGCUAGUCCAACUUAUUGUUUACGACUUAUUUAGCAUUAUGGGAGACUCUUUUGCACACAAGAGUUACUCUCCAGCUCUGGUUAAAGGUUCAGAGACUUAUAUUAGCAUGGAACAACCGCAAAAUCACAAAUGAUCAUAAAACCGAUGGAAAAUGAUUAAAAGUUUGAGUUAAAAAAUAGGAAAACAAAAGAUUUAGGUAAAAACAGCUUUAAAUAAAAGGGUCUUCAGCUGUUUUUUAAUGGUUACCAGACUGUCAGUACUACAUAAGGUUAAAGGAAGUUCAUUCCAAAGCCAGGGUGCAACAACCUGGAAGGAGCGAUCUCCUUUACUUUUAAAUCUGGUCUUUGGAACUUCUUGGGUCGGAUCAGAAGAAACAAAAAAUCAAUCAAUCAAUC
Molecule: messenger RNA, 2281 nt
Organism: Nothobranchius furzeri (turquoise killifish)
Lineage: Eukaryota; Metazoa; Chordata; Actinopteri; Cyprinodontiformes; Nothobranchiidae
Source: RefSeq, a predicted model, not a curated record